This is a messenger RNA of Gymnodraco acuticeps, 6531 nucleotides long. Its product is annotated as mucin-2. The record is from RefSeq and is a predicted model, not a curated record. Gene Ontology annotation, cellular component: microtubule. The transcript is spliced from 12 exons. Lineage: Eukaryota; Metazoa; Chordata; Actinopteri; Perciformes; Bathydraconidae. Bases 142 to 4869 code for a protein of 1575 amino acids. Gene Ontology annotation, molecular function: calmodulin binding; microtubule binding. Gene Ontology annotation, biological process: microtubule cytoskeleton organization; cell-cell junction assembly.
GCAGGCAGCAGAACAGCCCGGGGAAACAGCGUCUGCACAGCACCGUUAUCUCACCGUUAUAUCCACCGUUAUACUCACCGUGACACCGGCGGGACACGGAGCUUCUUCACAGGCCGGUUCUUACAACCGAAGACCGUAAAGAUGGUUCUCAGUUAUCUGCCUUUUGUGUUUCUCCUGGGCGCUACCGUUAAAGGAAUGACAGCAACAGAUUCCAUCACACAAAAUGUCUCCACCGAUGGAGGAAUGAUUGAUAAGACAUCCACCAGUCCUGCAACAUCACACAUGAGCUUAACUGAAAGUUCAAAUCCGAGCAGCAGUCACUCAACCAGCAGUUUUGUAACUUCACCACCAUCCACUACAGAGCACUCCACAGCCUCAGUAGCUACUGUAACUAUAGAAAAAGCCACUGCAGAAUCUACUACUAUGGAACCAGACUCCACCCAUGCAGAGACUACCUUCUCCCAGUCCUUUACUGAGUCCAGUACCUCCAAGGCAGCAGUCAGCAGCACCAUAAAUGAGAACAGUUAUUUUACCACCGGCAGCCCAACUGACUCUCCAUCAGCUCCAACCAGCAGUACAACGCUGUCCACUACAAGCCCUGAGACAAGCCAACCCACCAACACUAGUGAGACCACACAUUCAAACACCACACCUGCUUCAGAUCACACAUUGACAUCGAGAACACAAACCACAAGCACCAGCAACGGACAAUCCACCAUUUCACCAAUUACAAGCAUUGACACAACUAUAAAUACGCCGAUUACAACCAACGACAGAACUACCAUUAUGCCGAUCACAAGCGACGAAACUACUACAAUUACGGCAAUUACAAGUGACCACACAACUACCAUUAUACCAAUUACAAGUGACCACACAACUACCAUUAUACCAAUUACAAGCGAUGACACAACUACCAUUAUACCAAUUACAAGCGACGACACAACUACCAUUAUACCAAUUACAAGCGACGACACAACUAACAUUAUACCAAUUACAAGCAACGACACAACUACCGACGACACAACUACCAUUAUACCAAUUACAAGCGACGACACAACUACCAUUAUACCAAUUACAAGCGACGCCACAACUACCAUUAUACCAAUUACAAGCGACGACACAACUACCAUUAUACCAAUUACAAGCGACGACACAACUACCAUUAAACCAAUUACAAGCGACGACACAACUAACAUUAUACCAAUUACAAGCGACGACACAACUACCAUUACACCAAUUACAAGCGACGACACAACUACCAUUAUACCAAUUACAAGCGACGACACAACUACCAUUAUACCAAUUACAAGCGACGACACAACUAACAUUAUACCAAUUACAAGCGACGACACAACUACCAUUACACCAAUUACAAGCGACGACACAACUACCAUUACACCAAUUACAAGCGACGACACAACUACCAUUACACCAAUUACAAGCGACGACACAACUAACAUUAUACCAAUUACAAGCGACGACACAACUACCAUUAAACCAAUUACAAGCGACGACACAACUAACAUUAUACCAAUUACAAGCGACGACACAACUACCAUUAAACCAAUUACAAGCGACGACACAACUAACAUUAUACCAAUUACAAGCGACGACACAACUACCAUUAUACCAAUUACAAGCGACGACACAACUACCAUUAAACCAAUUACAAGCGACGACACAACUAACAUUAUACCAAUUACAAGCGACGACACAACUACCAUUACACCAAUUACAAGCGACGACACAACUACCAUUAUACCAAUUACAAGCGACGACACAACUACCAUUAUACCAAUUACAAGCGACGACACAACUAACAUUAUACCAAUUACAAGCGACGACACAACUACCAUUACACCAAUUACAAGCGACGACACAACUACCAUUACACCAAUUACAAGCGACGACACAACUACCAUUACACCAAUUACAAGCGACGACACAACUAACAUUAUACCAAUUACAAGCGACGACACAACUACCAUUACACUAAUUACAAGCGACGACACAACUAACAUUAUACCAAUUACAAGCGACGACACAACUAACAUUAUACCAAUUACAAGCGACGACACAACUACCAUUACACCAAUUACAAGCGACGACACAACUACCAUUACACCAAUUACAAGCGACGACACAACUACAAUUUCACCAAUUACAAGCGACGACACAACUAACAUUAUACCAAUCACAAACAACGACACUACUACAAUUACACAAACUAUAAGCAACCACACAACUACCAUUACGCCGAUCACAACCAACGACACAACUACAAACACGCCAAUCACAAGCGACGAAACUACUACAAUUACGGCAAUUACAAGUGACCACACAACUACCAUUAUACCAAUUACAAGCGACCACACAACUACCAUUAUACCAAUUACAAGCGACGACACAACUACCAUUAUACCAAUUACAAGCGACGACACAACUACCAUUAUACCAAUUACAAGCAACGACACAACUACCAUUACACCAAUUACAAGCGACGACACAACUACCAUUAUACCAAUUACAAGCGACGACACAACUACCAUUAUACCAAUUACAAGCGACGACACAACUAACAUUAUACCAAUUACAAGCAACGACACAACUACCGACGACACAACUACCAUUAUACCAAUUACAAGCGACGACACAACUAACAUUAUACCAAUUACAAGCGACGACACAACUAACAUUAUACCAAUUACAAGCGACGACACAACUACCAUUACACCAAUUACAAGCGACGACACAACUACCAUUAUACCAAUUACAAGCGACGACACAACUACCAUUACACCAAUUACAAGCAACGACACAACUACCAUUAUACCAAUUACAAGCGACGACACAACUAACAUUAUACCAAUUACAAGCGACGACACAACUACCAUUAUACCAAUUACAAGCGACGACACAACUACCAUUGCAGCGAUUACAACCGGAGACAUGACUACAAAUCUGCCAAUCACAAGCAAUAACACAACUACAAACACGCCAAUUAUGAACAACGACACAACUACCAUUAUGCCGAUCACAAACAACGACACUACUACCAAUAUGCCAAUUACAAGCAGUGACACAACUACAAUUAUGCCGAUUACAAUCAACGACACAACUACCAUUAUGCCAAUUACAAACAACGACGCUACUACCAAUAUUCCAAUUACAAGCAGUGACACAACUUCCAUUACGGCGAUUACAAUCAACGACACAACUGCAAUUAGAUCAACUACAAGCAACAUCACAACUACAAUCACAAAGACUACACAGUCCAGCCACAGUACAACUUUCAUUACAACUACAACACAGCAGAGCAACAUCACAACAACACCAGCAACCACACAAACAAGCAAAAGCACAGCAAGUACUCCUACAGAAGCUUCAGAAAGCUUGACAGCUGUGCUGACUACAGCAACACUAACAAACUCUACUAACACCUCUCCUGAGACUCCUGUGAUGACCACCACACUUUUACCCUCCCCUUUCACCACAAACCCAAACCUAACAGCCGGACCCCAACCCUCUUCACCUACCUCCAUCACCACCUCCAGUUCUCUCCCUACCUCCCCAAGUAGUAGCACUGCAGCCCCCACUGGAAAUACUACCACCCUUAGUCCCUCAGCAACAAACCCAGGAGUGACCAUAUAUACCACUAUGACUCAAUCACCUGAACCAUCAGUUGGCGAUGCAUCAGCUUCAUCCACCACCCUCCCAACCCCCACCUCCACCAUCAGUACAGGCACCAUCAUCACUGACACCACCCUGCGACCAACAGAAGUCACUACCACUAACUCCACCACAGCAGCCCCACCCACCCCUCCAGUCAUAGUGUGUCCUUCCGUCCCAUGCCCACUUGAAAGCGUUUGUCUUAAUGGCACUUGUCAGUGUCUCUCUGGUAGCUUCCUGGUAAAUGGCCGCUGUGCACAAGCCCACGUUUUCUCAGGCAAGCUUCAUCUCACCUCCUUGACAUUUAAAAAUGAAAUGAGCAACAGGUCCUCUGUAAUAUUCCGCGAGACGGCGUUUCAGAUCUCAGCAACGCUCAGAAAUGCCCUGAAGAAUCAGCCGGGGUAUAAACAGUCUGAUGUUGUGCAGCUUAAACCAGGAAGUGUGCAGGCAAUUGUAAAUAACAUCUUUGAAAACACCAACACCACUCAAAAGUCUGUUGAUCAGGCCAUUCAAGAGGCUAUAGCCAAUCCAGAAAAUACAUUAUUGGCUGAUGCUACGUUUAUAGGUACAAACCUGUGUGUGCAGGAACCCUUACCCUGUGACGUCUCAACUACAAUGUGCACAAAUACAAACGGCCGGCCUUUGUGUUCCUGCAGAGAGGGCUACAUCUCUAUCCUGUACUCAAACAGCAGCUGUAAAGCGUGUCCAAGUGGGCAAAGGGCAGUGGGAGACACGUGUCAACCAUGUGCAUUUGGAUAUGCUGGCUUCAACUGCAACGACUCUGCUCUGCUGGCAGUGGUGGUCAUCUCCUGUGUACUGGGAGGAGUUCUCAUCAUCCUUUUGCUGGCUUUGCUCAUAUACUGCUUCCGUAUGCGAAGCUCAAAGAGCAAGCCAGACCUCAGUCGCAGUCCAUACUCAUCAGGGGACUUAAACCAUCCCUGGCCCACUGGCAUCACCCCCAUCCCCCGAGCCACCUCUAACUGGGAUGCCGCUACCCCCAUAGAGAUGACAGAUGGGGGCAGCGCUCGUGUCAAAAAGCAUCAAACCAAUGGAUUGGUGAGUUAUCACACCUAUCAAUCACUUACCAAUAAUCCUAAACUCACAGUCUUGCAUAGUGUCGAUCUACCACUAAAUCAGCCUUUAGUUUGUUCAAUGUUGCCCCAACAUCUUACAUCCAUUUUGCAUCUGCUUUUCCAAUGAGCAUACAUUUGAUAAUUUACAGGACAAAAAUACAUCUAGGUGAGGUGAAUAUCUGGCUUAAUUAGACAUGUACAUUUCUAGAAACAUAUAUUGUUUCAAUGGCUGUAGCUACCCUAGUUACGCUGAAACAUGUUUUGUUGUACACACAUUUAACUCAGUCUUAGCCCUAAACACCUGGAUAUUUUUGACCUGCAAAUCAACACAUCCCUGCUCACUGGGUAUAUAAUCAUCUCGUCAUUUCAGAGACAGAUUCAAUGCUUUGCUGAUAUGUUAUCAGUCCUACCCACAUCACAAUGUUCAACCCACUCAUCCAGAAUGUAUAUUUAUAGUGGUAACACAUAGCUCCCUACCAUGCUCCCUGCUUUGCCUGACUCCCAGUGUGUUGCUUUAGGGGUUUCAUCCGAAGCAGAAAGGAUGGAAAAAGGUAAGGCAUGGCUUUGCUUUUAGUUUCUGAUUUUGCCUUGAUUCCCCCUGCUGAUGAUUUAGCAUAGUGAGAAUAACGGUGGAAGGAUUCCCGGGGUGAUGGGGAGCUUCAUGAGAAUCUGAUUGUUGUGGAAAGCCGUGUGCUUUCAUCUACAUGUUAAUGUAGUGAGUGACAGUUCAGAGAACCUCAGCUGAUGCUAGGUGGGGGAGUAGUCAUUUUCACUGCAUAUUGGUGAGGGUUACUUGUGUAUGUGUGCUUGGCUUUGGUGGGUGUUUGUAUAUGUCUUCUCUGAAAGAUACUAACAUGUUGACUGUUUCCACUGACGUUUCAGUCAGGAUCAUACGAUCUCAACCCAGAUGGAAUGAACACCUUCACAGGUAAAAAUACCUCUCGUUACUCCUAUCUGGUUCAAGGACAUGAGAACCCCUACUUCUUACCAGGAGAAGACAGUAAAAACUGAGGACAUCUGUGUGAAAAUGAGGAACACCUCAAAGAGAAGCCACUGAUUUAAACUGGGUAUACAGGACCAGGAACAUGUAUCCGUUCUUGAACUUGCUUUGAGUAAGAACAAUUCUUUAUUGAUAAACAGCCACCAAAGAUCUUCCUUCAUAAGAGGAUGACAUUUUGAUAACAUUUUUAUUUGAGGUUUUGUGUUCUUUGGGAAAGCUGAAUGUUGCGACUUAUAACCAGUAGGUGUCACUGUUGCUCAGGGACAUUUUCUUCUGAAUCUGACUUUUUAAUACUUAUAAGAAAUCCUCAUGUUGACUUUAUAAAUGAAGGUUCUUAUAUUGAUAAUUGCACUAGAGUGUAUGUUAAGUUUACGACCAAUGGUUAGCCUGGAAUGGAACGUACUUUAAAUAUUGGGUUUAUUGACACUUUUCUGAUGAUUUUUUAGACAAAUUAAUCUUGUAAGACUAAAGGGGCUGGAUCCCUUGUUCUGGGUAUUUUUAAAGGGAUUUAUUUUAUCGCCUCUUCAGCUAAAUAUUCUCUGUAUUUGUUUAAGCUGCAUUUGCAAAAUGUGCCUGUUUCAAUAGUCUGUUUGACACAGGAAAUAUGCAAAGCUGGUGAUAAAGUUUGUCUUAUGGAUGUGCCAACUGUCACUUUUAUACAUUUAGUUUGACAUUUCUUAAAUAUAUAUUUAUCCGUGUGUGUCUGAGACAGUGCGCUAUUUAAGUGUGUAAAGGCUAUGUAAAUAAUUGAAUAUCUUUGGCACAGAAUGAGUGUGUGUGCGUGUGUGA